Molecule: messenger RNA, 1743 nt
Organism: Ostrinia furnacalis (Asian corn borer)
Lineage: Eukaryota; Metazoa; Arthropoda; Insecta; Lepidoptera; Crambidae
Gene: Rab6
Product: RAS oncogene family member Rab6
Exons: 6
Coding region: 220-849 (209 amino acids)
Molecular function (GO): GTPase activity; GTP binding
Source: RefSeq, a predicted model, not a curated record
GAUUACUGUUUAUUAAGUUCUUCUAAUUACAUUUUUACAUAAAACAUAUUUUUGCUGAGUUGGCUUGCGAGACGCGCCGUCAGUCUGCCGUAACGUGGCGGCGCUGCGCUCGUGUGUGUGCAGCAGGAGUGGCUUCGAACUGUCAUUGUUCAUGUAGUUUUCUGUGAUAAGAUUUUUACUGUGAAAUUAUAGUUUAGCAAAUUAAUUUACAAGUUCACAAUGUCUGCAUCUGGCGAAUUCGGCAACCCAUUACGCAAGUUCAAGCUGGUUUUCCUCGGGGAACAAAGCGUGGGGAAGACUUCACUCAUCACUAGGUUCAUGUAUGAUAGCUUUGAUAACACUUACCAGGCAACAAUUGGUAUUGACUUCUUGUCGAAGACUAUGUACCUGGAAGACCGUACCGUGCGGCUGCAGCUUUGGGACACGGCCGGCCAGGAGCGGUUCCGCUCACUCAUCCCAUCGUACAUCAGAGACUCCACCGUUGCGGUUGUUGUGUAUGACAUUACAAAUGCAAACUCAUUCCACCAGACGUCGAAGUGGAUCGACGACGUGCGUACGGAGCGCGGCUCGGACGUGAUCAUCAUGCUGGUAGGCAACAAGACCGACCUGUCGGACAAGCGGCAGGUGUCCACCGAGGACGGCGACCGCAAGGCCAAGGAGCUCAACGUCAUGUUCAUCGAGACCAGCGCCAAGGCCGGCUACAACGUCAAACAGCUGUUCCGGCGAGUGGCGGCGGCGCUGCCCGGCAUGGACUCGGCGGAGAGCAAGCCUCCCGAAGACAUGCAUGAGGUGAUCCUGCGACAGGCGCCCGGAGACAGCAAGGAGCCCGACGGCGGCUGCGCCUGCUAGCCGGCCCCCGCCACCGCCACCGCCACCGCCGCCACCGAAACAACGCAGCGACACAUCCAAAAACUUAGAUCAAAACAUACAGGGGAGAUACGGCAUAAGCUUCUCGUUAUGCGACGCUCAAAUGACGUUCUAGGAUAUUUUGUUUUAAUUUUAAAAGGUAAACGAACAAUUAAAAAACAAAAUCAAAGUUCACGGGCAUCACUUUUCAUUAUUUAUAAAUACAAUAAAACUUGCAAUAUCCACUCACUGACACUGACAUUCGCCAUGUUGUCAGGGGCUUGUUAGCACAUGCCGGAUCUUCCCUUUGGUUAUAAUGUUUCUCCCCAACCGACAUUGUAAAUCGGAAUACGUAGGGCUUUUAAUUACGUUGCCGCGUUAUAUGGAAAAGCUCAAUUUGAUAACAAGCUUUAAUUAAAAGUCGUGAAAGUCGAAAUAGCCCUAGUGGCUAGUGUUGGUACGUAUAGAGUAGACAAACUACAUAUUCCGAUAAUAACCUCUGGCUGCUUAAAGCUGGAUAUAUUGAUUUUUAAACUCUUAGGCUGAGUUGCACCACCUAACUAUCUAAUAACGAUAACCGGUGCAAUUUGUAUUGAGUUUGACAGAUUUUUGAGUUUGUCAAAGUUAAACUAUGUUGGUGCAACCCAGCCUUAAAGUAUGUUAGCAACGAAGAAAAGGCUGUCGUACGUUUUGUGGCGUGGCCUGUACAUUAUUAUGUUCUAAUAUACAAAAUAAGUUAUUACGCCCGUUGAAGUGGUGGUGGUUCAGUAAAACUCGUUAGGAUACAACGACGUUGCGACAGAUCGCAAACCACAAAAGUCACCGCUAGGCUUUAUCGUAUCUUUGAUGCUGACAACUUUGAUAUAUUCAGAAAAGGGACAAUGAAAUCUUCUGGUU